This is a messenger RNA of Cannabis sativa, 2035 nucleotides long. Its product is annotated as agamous-like MADS-box protein AGL28. Gene Ontology annotation, molecular function: RNA polymerase II cis-regulatory region sequence-specific DNA binding; DNA-binding transcription factor activity, RNA polymerase II-specific; protein dimerization activity. The transcript has a single exon. The record is from RefSeq and is a predicted model, not a curated record. Gene Ontology annotation, biological process: positive regulation of transcription by RNA polymerase II. Bases 216 to 1559 code for a protein of 447 amino acids. NCBI's taxonomy places the organism in Eukaryota, Viridiplantae, Streptophyta, Magnoliopsida, Rosales, Cannabaceae.
AAAACAAUAUUACAAUAAUAAUAAUAAUAAAAAUAAAUAAAUAAAUUGAAGCACAAAACCCUUCCUAAAUAAUUCCUAUAAAUACCACCCUAUACCAUAUCAUAUCUCCACACACAAAUAAUCAUAAGAGCCUCUAUAGUAAUAUACAUUGUUAUUAUUAAUUAAUUAUAUCAUUCCUUUUUUCUCAUUUUUCUUCUUUGGUUUCAGCCAUUGCUAUGGAGAUGAACAACAAUAACAUCAACAACAACAAUGAAAACAAUGAUGCAAAUAGGAGGAUUAGUAGAGGAAGGCAAAAGGUGGCUAUGGUGAAGAUGGACAAUGAGAGCAAUCUCCAAGUAACCUUCUCAAAACGCCGUUCAGGGCUUUUCAAGAAGGCGAGUGAGCUUUGCACCCUUUGUGGGGUCGAGUUAGCCCUAAUAGUCUUCUCUCCCGGAAGGAAGGUUUUCUCAUUUGGACAUCCAAGUGUCGAAUUGGUGGUGGAUCGAUUUCUAAACCCUCAAAACUACCGUACAACAUCUGAAGCAACAAACUCAGGGACACUGCAGCUCAUUGAGGCUCACAGGAAUGCGAAUGUCCGCGAGCUCAACCAACAACUGACUCAUGUCUCGGGCCAGUUAGAUGUUGAGAGGAAGCAUGGUUCUGAGUUGAAGAAGGAACGCAAGGCGCGAGUUCCCACCCAUUGGUGGGAAAUUCCAACUGAGGCUUUGAAUGAUAUGAGGCAUUUGGAACAACUCAAAUCCGCUAUGGAGUUGUUGAGAAGGGCUACUACACAACAAGCUGAUCGAAUCUUGAUUCAGACUACUGCUAAUUCUAAUGCAAACUCGCUCUUACCACCUAAUUUUAAUAGCAUGAAUGUUAACACACCAUCAUUUUAUGGUGCUGUGACUGGAGGUGGUAAUAGUAAUGGUAAUAAAUCUGGAUCUGGAUCAGGAGUAUCCAAUAUGCUCCCCCAACAGCAACAACCUAAUAAUAACUAUCAUUGUUGUAACAAUAAAAACAAAAACAUCAUCAUCAACAACAACAAUGAUAGUCAUAACCAUAACAAUGAUGUUGUUGCUAAUAUUUCUUCUCUUAGUGCAACACAUUUGAUGCAGGCAGCUAUGAAUGGUGGUGGUGUUGGUAGUGUCAAACAUGUCAAUAUGGCUCAUAAUCUUCAUCAAGCUGGAAGAACCAUCAAUAUGCCUCCUCCCAAUACUAUUCAACUUAAAUCUUCUCCUACCAAUAGUGAUGGUGGUAACAACAAUAUUAAUAAUCAUAACAAUCAUAUCAACCAUUUCAAUUUCUCUCCUAUGCCUCCACAAAUGAAGCCAAACACUACUAGUUUCAACCAUUUCAAUCACCAUAUGCAGCCAAAAUCUUCACCAUCAUCAACUCCUACUAAUAAUAUUCAUCAUCAUGAGUUGCCUAUGUUGCCUCAAUCUUUGCCACAAUCUUCACAAUUGGUUUUCCAAAACCCAAUCAACAAUUCUCAAGCAAUGAUGAAUAGUCAUAUGUUCAUGAUCAACAACAACAAUGGUACUAAUGUUGGAUAUGGUGGUCACCAUGGAUUUUUCAAUUAAUUAAUAAUGUCUUUAAUUUCAAGUAUACCAGCCACUCACACAAACCCUACCUCAUAUAUUUGGUGUCUUUAUUAAUUUUGUUUCAUGUUGUUUAGAAGGUGUCAUUAUUAUUAUUAUUAUUAUUAUUAAUUUCUUUUGGUCUUUAUUUUUUUGUUGUACUUGAUUAUGUUUUUUUAGUGUUAUUUGUAAGAAGAGAUUGGGGGUUUUAAUAGUUAUGAGAAAAGUGGUUUUGGUGGAUUAUUACAUGUAAAUAAUAUUAUUUCAGAUAAUUUAUAUUUUAUAUAAAUUAAAAAUUGCAUUUUCUAUUAAGAAACCGACAUAUAUAUUAAUAUUUAACAUAUAAUUAAUCAAAAUUAAUAUAAUAUCACAGUCUAAUGUUUUUAAAGUAAUUAGUGAUCACAGCUUGCACAUCUAAUUAAUUGCUUGCUUUCUAGAUUUAUAUGUAUAUUAAGAAAACAAAUUAAUUAAUUUUUAAA